AGUGCGAGUGCGACCGACAAGUUCAUAGUGACAUACGAUAGUAGUAUUUUAUAGUUGAAUACGGAGAGAAUACGGUUUUGAAGUUAAUAUUUUUCAUAAUGGCUUUGAGCCAAACAAGUGUGCAAAAGCUAUAUACCACUGUAAUUGAAGAUGUUAUUAAUGGUGUGCGUGAAUGUUUUCUGGAUGAAGGUGUAGAUGAACAAGUCCUCCAGGAAUUGAAACAAGUAUGGGAGACGAAGUUACAAGCUAGUAAAGCUAUAGAAGUUAUACCCGAUCCUCCAGAAGUACGACCUCCACCUAUUGUUGUAAACAAUCAAAAGAACAAUGGUAAUAGACUCGGAGCUACGAAAAAGGAAUUUGCACCUGUAAAUCAACAGUUAGUUCCAAAUCAGCAAGCUUCACAACCGCAAACUACAGCCCAACCACCCCAAAAACCUCCAGUAAAUCAACCAACCCCACCGGCAUCAGUAGCAAGUCUAGAUCCAACAAAAUUGGUUCCUAUACAAAUAACAUUGCCAGCCCAACCAGGAAUAGAAAAUUCACAGCCCAGAGUAUUAUCAAUUCAGGUCCCAGCAUCAGCUUUACAAACUAAUCAAUUAACCCAAGUCCUAACUGGUCCUUUGAUCACUGCAACGAUGGGUCUUCCACCACAUCUAGCUAGCAGUCUUUUACAGCAGCAUGUGAAUGCAGCGCUCCAAGGCCAAGCACUUGCUAUGAGAAAUGCUGUGGCCGCAAGUCAGAAGCCUGUAGUGUCUCAAGUAGAUGGAGCAAAUGAUUCAUCUGAUGAUGAUUUGAGUGAUGCUUCUGAUGAUAAUAUUGAAAAUAUGUCAGAUGAGGACAAUGAUCGAGAUGAUGGAUUGGAUGAAGGUGAUAAUCCAGGACCUGAAGAAGAACCUCUGAAUAGUGGUGAUGAUGUUACUGAUGAAGACACUGGUGAUAUGUUUGAUACAGAUAAUGUAGUAGUUUGUCAAUAUGAUAAGAUAACGAGAUGUCGAAAUAAAUGGAAAUUUUAUUUGAAGGAUGGUAUAAUGAAUUUAAAUGGCAAAGAUUUUGUCUUCCAAAGAUCUAAUGGUGAUGCUGAGUGGUGAACUUAAAAGUUUGUAAUAUAGUAUUUGCAAUGUAUUUUGAAACAGAAACUAUUUAUGUAAUCAUCGUACUUUUAGGUUGUGUAAUAUAAGUCCAUUUUUGUAAAUCAAGGUGUAUGUAUUUGAUCUUGAGUGUUUUUGUUCACACUGCUAUAUUUUGACUUUAACUUGAAAACAUGUCUUUCUGUUGUGCCAUUGAAAGCUUGCAAUAAUGUUGAAAUGAGUAUUUUUUAUUU
Molecule: messenger RNA, 1321 nt
Organism: Ctenocephalides felis (cat flea)
Lineage: Eukaryota; Metazoa; Arthropoda; Insecta; Siphonaptera; Pulicidae
Gene: TfIIA-L
Product: transcription initiation factor IIA subunit 1
Exons: 6
Coding region: 99-1088 (329 amino acids)
Biological process (GO): transcription by RNA polymerase II; transcription initiation at RNA polymerase II promoter
Cellular component (GO): transcription factor TFIIA complex
Source: RefSeq, a predicted model, not a curated record